AUGACCACGAUGACCACGCUGCUCUCUCUGGUCCUAGUCGGACUGGCUGUGAGUCUCAGUGCUGUGGCAGGUGCUUCACUCCAUAAGUCUCCCUGUGAACCAGGAUGGGAGUGCUUUCAUGAGCGAUGCUACAAAUACUUCCCAUUUCCAAAGAGCUGGGCUGAUUCUGAGGUCCACUGUGUCAGCCUUGGAGGCAGCCUGGCCUCAGUGCACAACAGCUAUGCCAAUCAUUUUGUCACCAAUCUGAUUAAAAGCCAGGACUCCACUGGUCCUGUCACCUGGCUGGGAGGCUCCAACUGCCAACAGAUCUCAACAUGGCUCUGGACAGAUGGCACAAAAUGGGAUUUUUCAUUCUGGAACCCAGGAGAGCCUAACAAUGCUUACAAGAAGGAGAAGUGCCUUGAAAUCAACUAUAAAGGUAAUCCCUGCUUCUUGUGUGCGGAGUAA
This is a messenger RNA of Polypterus senegalus (gray bichir), 447 nucleotides long. Its product is annotated as lectin-like. The coding region runs from base 1 to 447 and encodes 148 amino acids. The transcript has 4 exons. Gene Ontology annotation, cellular component: external side of plasma membrane. NCBI's taxonomy places the organism in Eukaryota, Metazoa, Chordata, Cladistia, Polypteriformes, Polypteridae. Gene Ontology annotation, molecular function: carbohydrate binding. The record is from RefSeq and is a predicted model, not a curated record. Gene Ontology annotation, biological process: biological process involved in interspecies interaction between organisms.